This is a messenger RNA of Nipponia nippon (crested ibis), 921 nucleotides long. The record is from RefSeq and is a predicted model, not a curated record. NCBI's taxonomy places the organism in Eukaryota, Metazoa, Chordata, Aves, Pelecaniformes, Threskiornithidae.
AUGGGGCAGCUGUGGCUCUGCGUCCUCACCCUCACAGCACUUUUCGGUCUUGCUGCCCCGCAAGAAAAUGUGACCACCCGGAUCCAGGCUCACCCGCUGGCACCCACCCUAUACCACCAGCUGAUGCUCUCCUGCAAGGUCACGGGGGACCUCGGCCCCCAGGAGUUCCUGUGGGAGAAGGAAGGAAGCCACAACCCCCUGCAGAAAGGCCCCAACAACAUCCUCCUCUUCCCCUCCUUCAACAAGACCCACUUGGGCACCUACAUCUGCACGGCCACCAGCUCCCUGGGCACCGCUGUGGCCACCUACAACCUGUGGAUAAACGACCUGGUGUACAACAUGUUCGUGUUUCCGCAAAAGACCAAAAACUCCCAUGUGCUGGUCAGGGCGAAGCCAGAGCAGCCACUGCAGAACUUCACCGUGUGCCUACAGUCCUACACGGACCUGACCCAGCCCCACAACCUCUUCUCUUAUGCCACCAAGGCGCAGGACAACGAGAUCCUCCUCUUCAAGCCCAAGCCCAGCGAGUACCGGUUCUAUGUGGGGGGCAGGUUUGUGUCCUUCAGCGUUCCCAAGCACAUCACAGCAAGCGAGCACGUCUGCACCAGCUGGGAGUCCACCACUGGCAUCAUGGGCUUUUGGUUCAAUGGGAAGCCCUGGCCCCGCAAGGGGCUGCAGAGGGGCUACACGGUGGGGGCGGAGGCGGCCAUUGUGCUGGGGCAGGAGCAGGAUGCCUUUGGGGGCGGCUUUAAUGCCCAGCAGUCCUUCGUGGGGGAAAUCUCAUCUGUGUACAUGUGGGACACGGGGAUCUCCACCUCGGGCGUGAGGGUGGCCAUGUACAACAUGCUCGACAAAGCCCCCAUAUUCGGCUGGAGAAACUUCCCCUACAAGAUCGUGGGCGAGGUGUACCUGAAGCCUUGA